UGCCACAUUCAUCUUUGGAGUGACCACCGCACUUCCUUACUCUGACACUUUCUUACUGCACGCGUGUUCCACAUAGCCACCCCAGCACCAUUUGUGCCUUCUGAGAACACCCAGACUCUGCUGGUGGAUUGUGUAUUCUCUAGAAAUUCUCCUUGGCCUCACACCAUCCAUUUCAGUAUCCUCCCUCUUUUUCUCAUACUCAGCUACUCCUUCAGGGCUACUCUUUUUCUCUUACCUGGUGAUUAAAGAAGCAUGAGAGAUUCAUCCACUCAUUUGUGAAUAUUUAUCAAGUGUGUACUUUGUGCCAGGUACUGGGACAUAGCCCCAAUGGGGGAAAGGAAGUGUUUUCAAAGAGUUUUUAGUCUAUUUGGGAAUUAAAGCUGUGGAAAACAUAAUUGUUUGAUUUAUACUUUUGCAAGAGAACAUCUGCUAGCAACAGCCGACUUAAUCUUGGAGAGGCCACACAGGGGCCUCCCUGAGAAGGUCAAGAACAUUAAAGCUGAGCCCUGAAGGAGUGUGAAUGGUGUGUGUCAUGGGGAGAGUAGUCUCAGCAGAGGGGACGGGGUAGUUCUUGAGAGAUGCAGAGAGAGGAGCUGAAAAUCCAGGAUUCCUAGAGCAAGGGAAUCGUUGAGUGGCAUCUGAUUGAGGUAGGAAGAAGGUAAGUUGCGGUUUCAUUGUGAAAAGACUUGUAAUCUGUGGUAAGUAACUGGGCUUGACCUGAAGUGCAGCGGGAAGCGCUUUUAACCAUGGGAGUAUCAUGAUAAUCAGAUCUGUGGUUUUAAACAGAUCAUCUGGUUUCAGGGUGCAGAAGGGGAGGGUGGACGCAGUGGGUGUGGGGAGACCACCUUGGGCCUGGGUGAGAGAUGGUGGCUUGGUUUGUGGUCAUAUCACAGGGAGGAGUGAAGUGGAUAGAUUAUUUGAGAGGUGUUGAGGAGGGAGACUCCUCACUUUCUCUCUUCAUGGCCUGCGAACUGAUUCAGAGGAGGCACAGUGAGUCACAUGAUGUGGGGAAGCAAGCACAUAGCUAGAGGUUGUCUGUUUGUUCAUUUGUUAGCAAGCAUUGAUACUGGGCCUGAUCCAGGACAGGAUCAUGCCAGGCUUGGAGUCUCCAGAAGUGAAUGACAUAAUCCCUGGCCUCAGUGUCUACUGGAUGGAAACUCCCAUCACAAGAAGAGUAAGAAUGUGUUUACCAAGAUAGGUGGCUAUGGUGGUGGUGGAAUACUGCUUAGGGAGAAGCUAACAUGACCAGGUGGGCCCUUGGGAUGGGUUGGCGUAUUCCUGGCCUCAGUGAAUGCUCAAAAUAUGCAUUAUGGUGCUUAACCCUGUGGAGACUUGGAAACUUCCUUUGCCCAAGGGCUUAUGUUGGUAGAUCCACAUUUAACUAAGCUCAGGAGACUUAAAACUGUACUGACAUCUGACUUGAAAUAGGAUGUUCCUGUUCUCACAAUUCUGGUUUAUUAAUUCAUGGUAGAGAUCAAUAGCAGGGACCCAAGUACUCGGCAGUGUGUAUGAUCAGCAAAUUCUCUCCCUGUAGGCAGACCUACAUGGGAAACAACCAUAAUGAGAAAGUUGCUUGGUGAGUAUGGAAUCAGAACCAAGAGGAUGUGGGUGAGCUUUAAUAGCGCUGGUUUGUAACAUAGCCUGGUACAGCCAUGUAGUCACAGUGAAACCCUUGCUUAGGGUUACCAAGAUACCGGAAGCCCCUUAUCUAACACCCUUGUCCUCCCCAAACUCCAUUCAAGUUAUGUCUGAUGAGAGUUGUUCACUAUCCUGUAGAUGGUUGGAUGGACCAUGCUUUGUGGCCUACUUUUUAGUACUCCCUCCCCUUAAAAAAAUCAGGUGAGCCAAUUAUUGUUACUAGAAUAUAGUCAAAUAACUCAUACUGUUCUGGAAGACAUUUUGUCUCUUUAAAGUAGCUUUAUUUGUCUUGAAUCAUUUUGUGCUGGUCCUAAGACUGAACUCUUAGAUAUUAUUUCCUCUCUUUCUAAACUUUUGGGGAAAUCUCUCAAGGAUGGACAACAACAAGGAGAUUUUGCUGCAGUGUGGUGAUUGGACCAGACUGGAUACGUUAGAGCAGUGGUUCUCAAAGAACAGCUCCUGGAGUGGUUGUAGGAAUGCUUCUUUCCUGGGGAACCACAGACCUCCUGAGUCAUCCCAUCUGGAAAGAGAGAGGCAGGAGAAUGGAGCAAACAAGAAGAGAGACGAGACCACACACCACGCUGUCCCUGAGAGACGAAGAGAGUAACCUCCUCGGUUCCUGACUUUAAAGUUCUCAAUUCCAGCCCCCUUUUAAUGAGGUACCUGUGUUUUGACUCUGUUCCUGUGGAUAGCUGCUUGGUCUGAAGUUCCAGAAAGGAUCCUGUUCCCAGACAGCCGGAGAGUCGCACCAAGGAGGAGAUCAUCGAGCUCUUGGUCCUUGAGCAGUACCUGACCAUCAUCCCUGAAAAGCUCAAGCCUUGGGUGCGAGCAAAAAAGCCGGAGAACUGUGAGAAGCUCGUCACUCUGCUGGAGAAUUACAAGGAGAUGUACCACCCGGAAGACGACAACAGUGACGUGACCAGCGACGACGACAUGACCCGGAACAGAAGAGAGUCCUCACCACCUCACUCAGUCCAUUCUUUCAGUGGUGACCGGGACUGGGACCGGAGGGGCAGAAGCAGAGACAUGGAGCCACGAGACCGCUGGUCCCACACCAGGAACCCAAGAAGCAGGAUGCCUCAGCGGGAUCUUUCCCUUCCUGUGAUGGCGAAAACAAGCUUUGAAAUGGACAGAGAUGACGACAGGGACUCCAGGGCUUAUGAGUCCCGAUCUCAGGAUGCUGAAUCUUACCAAAAUGUGGUGGACCUCGCUGAGGACAGGAAACCUCACAACACAAUCCAGGACAACAUGGAAAACUACAGGAAGCUGCUCUCCCUCGGAGUGCAGCUUGCUGAAGACGAUGGCCACUCCCACAUGACGCAGGGCCACUCAUCAAGAUCCAAGAGAAGUGCCUACCCAAGCACCAGUCGAGGUCUAAAAACUAUGCCUGAAGCCAAAAAAUCAACCCACCGGCGGGGGAUUUGUGAAGAUGAAUCUUCCCAUGGAGUGAUAAUGGAAAAAUUCAUCAAGGAUGUGUCACGCAGUUCCAAAUCGGGAAGAGCAAGGGAGUCAAGCGACCGGUCACAGAGAUUCCCCAGAAUGUCAGAUGAUAACUGGAAGGACAUUUCAUUGAACAAGAGGGAGUCAGUGAUCCAGCAGCGGGUUUAUGAAGGGAAUGCAUUUAGGGGAGGCUUUAGGUUUAAUUCAACCCUUGUUUCCAGAAAGAGAGUUCUUGAAAGAAAGAGGCGCUAUCAUUUUGACACAGAUGGGAAGGGCUCGAUUCACGAUCAAAAAGGCUGUCCCAGGAAGAAGCCCUUUGAAUGUGGUAGUGAGAUGAGAAAAGCCAUGAGCAUGAGCAGCCUGAGCAGCCUCAGCUCCCCUUCCUUUACCGAGUCACAGCCAGUUGAUUUUGGGGCAAUGCCAUAUGUAUGUGAUGAGUGUGGGAGGUCGUUCAGUGUCAUCUCAGAAUUUGUUGAGCACCAGAUCAUGCAUACUAGAGAGAACCUCUAUGAGUAUGGUGAGUCCUUUAUUCACAGUGUGGCUGUCAGCGAAGUUCAGAAAAGUCAGGUUGGAGGGAAACGUUUUGAAUGUAAGGACUGUGGAGAGACCUUCAAUAAGAGUGCCGCCUUGGCUGAACAUCGGAAGAUUCAUGCUAGAGGGUAUCUUGUGGAAUGUAAGAAUCAGGAGUGCGAGGAGGCCUUCAUGCCUAGCCCCACCUUUAGUGAGCUUCAGAAAAUAUAUGGCAAAGACAAAUUCUAUGAGUGCAGGGUGUGUAAGGAAACCUUCCUUCAUAGUUCUGCCCUGAUUGAGCACCAGAAAAUCCACUUUGGGGAUGACAAAGAUAAUGAGCGUGAACGUGAACGUGAGCGCGGGGAAACCUUUAGGCCCAGCCCAACCCUUAAUGAGUUUCAGAAAAUGUAUGGUAAAGAGAAAAUGUACGAAUGUAAGGUGUGUGGGGAGACUUUCCUUCAUAGCUCAUCCCUGAAAGAACAUCAGAAGAUCCAUACUAGAGGGAACCCAUUUGAAAAUAAGGGUAAAGUGUGUGAGGAAACCUUUAUUCCUGGUCAGUCCCUUAAAAGGCGUCAGAAAACUUACAAUAAAGAGAAGCUCUAUGACUUUACAGAUGGCCGGGAUGCCUUCAUGCAAAGCUCAGAGCUCAGUGAGCAUCAGAAAAUUCAUUCUCGAAAGAACCUCUUUGAAGGCAGAGGGUAUGAGAAAUCUGUCAUUCAUAGUGGGCCAUUCACUGAAUCUCAGAAGAGUCACACUAUAACAAGACCUCUUGAAAGUGAUGAGGACGAGAAGGCAUUCACCAUUAGCUCUAACCCCUAUGAAAACCAGAAGAUUCCCACUAAGGAAAAUGUCUAUGAGGCAAAAUCAUAUGAGAGGUCUGUUAUUCAUAGCUUAGCCUCCGUGGAAGCUCAGAAAAGUCACAGUGUAGCAGGGCCCAGUAAACCAAAAGUAAUGGCAGAGUCUACCAUUCAGAGCUUCGAUGCUAUCAACCAUCAGAGAGUUCGUGCUGGAGGGAGCACCUCUGGAGGAAGGGAAUACAGUAGGUCUGUUAUCCAUAGCUUAGUGGCUUCCAAACCUCCAAGAAGUCACAGUGGAAAUGAAUUGGUGGAAUCUAAUGAGAAGGGAGAAUCCUCCAUUUAUAUCUCAGACCUUAAUGAUAAGCGACAGAAGCUUCCUGCCAGAGAGAACCCUUGUGAAGGGGGCAGUAAGAAUCACAACUAUGAAGACUCUGUCAUACAGAGUGUAUCCCGUGCCAAACCUCAGGAAAGUGUUCCCGGAGAGGGAUCUGGUGAAUUUAAGAAGGAUGGCGAAUUCUCUGUUCCCAGCUCAAAUGUCCGUGAAUACCAGAAGGCUCGUGCUAAAAAGAAAUACAUUGAGCACAGGAGCAACGAGACCUCUGUAAUUCACUCUCUGCCUUUUGGUGAACAAACAUUUCGCCCUCGAGGGAUGCUCUAUGAAUGUCAGGAGUGUGGGGAGUGCUUUACUCAUAGCUCUGACCUCACUGAGCACCAGAAGAUUCAUGAUAGAGAGAAGCCCUCUGGAAGCAGAAACUACGAAUGGUCUGUCAUUCGCAGCUUGGCCCCUACUGACCCUCAAACAAGUUACGCCCAAGAGCAGUAUGCUAAAGAGCAAGCACGGAACAAAUGUAAGGAGUUCAGACAAUUUUUUGCUACCAGGAAAGACCUCAACACAAACCAGAAAAUCUAUGACCAAGAGGAGUCUCAAGGCGAGAAGACCCAUGGGGAGGAGACCCAUAGCGAGGAGACCCAUGGCGAGGAGACCCAUGGUCAGGAGACAAUUGAAGACCCUGUCAUUCAAGGCUCAGACAUGGAAGACCCUCAGAAGAAUGACCCUGAUAACAAAAUCUAUGAAUGUGAGGACUGUGGCCUGGGCUUUGUAGAUCUCACAGACCUCACAGACCAUCAGAAAGUCCACAGCAGGAAGUGCCUGGUUGACAGUCGGGAGUACACACAUUCUGUAAUUCACACCCAUUCCAUCAGCGAGUAUCAGAGAGAUUACACUGGAGAGCAGCUGUAUGAAUGUCCAAAGUGUGGGGAAUCUUUUAUUCAUAGCUCAUUCCUUUUCGAGCAUCAGAGAAUCCAUGAACAAGACCAGUUGUAUUCCAUGAAGGGGUGUGAUGAUGGUUUUAUUGCCCUCUUGCCCAUGAAGCCACGGAGGAAUCGUGCCGCAGAGAGGAAUCCUGCUCUUGCUGGGUCGGCCAUUCGAUGCCUUUUGUGUGGACAAGGCUUCAUUCAUAGCUCUGCCCUUAAUGAGCAUAUGAGACUUCAUAGGGAAGAUGAUUUACUGGAGCAGAGCCAGAUGGCUGAGGAAGCUGUCAUUCCAGGCUUAGCCCUCACUGAGUUUCAGAGAAGUCAAACCGAAGAGAGACUCUUUGAAUGUGUGGUCUGUGGAGAAUCUUUCGUCAACCCAGCAGAACUUGCAGAUCACGUAACUAUUCAUAAGAAUGAGCCCUAUGAGUACGGGUCCUCCUAUACUCACACCUCAUUUCUUACUGAGCCCCUCAAAGGAGCUAUACCAUUCUAUGAAUGCAAGGAUUGUGGUAAGUCCUUUAUUCAUAGCACAGUCCUCACUAAACAUAAGGAGCUUCAUCUGGAAGAAGAAGAAGAAGAUGAAGCAGCAGCAGCCGCAGCAGCAGCAGCUGCAGCAGCAGCAGCCCAGGAAGUUGAAGCCAAUGUCCAUGUUCCACAAGUAGUUCUGAGGAUUCAGGGCUCAAACGUAGAGGCUGCCGAGCCAGAAGUGGAGGCUGCCGAACCAGAAGUGGAGGCUGCUGAGCCAGAGGUGGAGGCUGCUGAGCCAAACGGAGAGGCUGAAGGGCCAGAUGGAGAGGCUGCAGAGCCCAUUGGAGAGGCUGAACAGCCAAAUGGAGAGGCCGAGCAGCCAAAUGGGGAUGCCGAUGAGCCAGAUGGUGCAGGGAUUGAAGACCCAGAAGAAAGAGCUGAAGAGCCAGAGGGAAAAGCUGAAGAGCCAGAGGGAGAUGCCGACGAGCCUGACGGUGUGGGAAUUGAAGACCCAGAAGAAGGUGAAGAUCAAGAGAUUCAGGUAGAAGAACCAUACUAUGACUGCCAUGAAUGCACAGAAACCUUCACUUCUAGCACAGCAUUCGGUGAGCACCUGAAAACUCAUGCCAGCAUGAUCAUAUUUGAGCCUGCAAAUGCCUUUGGGGAGUGCUCAGGCUACAUCGAACGUGCCAGCACCAGCACAGGUGGUGCCAAUCAAGCUGAUGAGAAGUACUUCAAAUGUGACGUCUGUGGGCAGCUCUUCAAUGACCGCCUGUCCCUCGCCAGACACCAGAAUACCCACACUGGCUGAGGGCAUGGGGUAAAGGUUAGAAAACCUUCACCUAGGACUUGACCCUUACCAAACCACAGAGAAUUCAAAUGAUAAUGUCAGUAGGAGACUUAACCUUAGUGUGUUACAUACCUGACUUAACAUCUCUAAACUCAGAUUGAAAAGAGACGGAAUGUGGAGAUUCCACAGUCUUAAGCUUUCCCCUUCAGAUGUCAGUGUCUGCAUGUGAGAAAGCCAUAGCACACAUCUUACCUUUCCAAGUAAUCAGAUUGAGAAAACCCUAUGAGUAUUCCAGACUACAAAGGUUGCCCAAAUCAACUGUAAAUGAAACUUGUGUAACGUAUAUAUAGUGUUUCCUGAGGUGUAUAUAAAAUAGCAAAUUAUGGCAGAACAGUGAUCACAUAUAUUUGGAUUUAACAUGAUAUACAGUUACGGUUUACUCUGCAGAGGUACCUUACGUGGUACUCUUUGAAUUUUUUUUUUUUUUGGAGGAGGAAGAGAGCAACAAAUUUGAUUAUAUUUUUAAGUGUCUUAGAUCCUGAGAAAGAUUUAUUGUGUAUUACUUGAACCCUGUCAGUAUCUUUUUGAGUAAUCGUUUUGUUUCUUACCCUUAAAUAGUCUUGUGAAGCUGUAGGCAUGAUAGAUAACAUGUCUUUUACUCUUUACUGUUUGAAAAGAGAAGUACUUUAGCUUCUUUCUGCAGCCAUUUCAUCUGCACCAACACUUUGGAACCUAAUACUGUGUAAGGCUUUACAAUAUACGGAUUGGCUUUUUGUGACCCAAAUUGAUUGGUUGCCACAUGUUAUGUUUGUUGAAGUGGUUCUCAUGCAAAAAUAUUACACGUUUGUGUUCUGGGUUUUUUUUUUUUUUAAACCAACUCAAUAUGUGUUUGACGAUAGUGAAUUGAUAAAACCUGAAGCUUUUCCCUGUAAAUCUUACAUCUUUGCCUUUAAAGAAUGGGUUACAACCAUCACUAGAUCACAGUAGUGCCUAAUGAAGGUUGAGAACCGUAGGAGAGGCUCUCAUGCUGUAAAUAAUGUUGCAGGCUAAUGACCUUUCAUCAUUUCCUUUGUGCGCUUCCUGCCUUAAGUGACAAGUAGCAACAUGGCUUGGGUCCCCUGUGCAGCAUCAGCCUAUGCUGCCACAAGUCAGUUUGCACCCUAGAUGCCCAGGAGCUAGUAUCCUUAGAUCUUUCUAUCGCUAACUUAAUUCUCUUCGUUAUUUAUCUGACCCUCUAACUCCAUGUCUAACUUGCAUUAAAAAAAAAUUAUUUACAGUCAACCCAAGCUUAACAUGGACUCAGGUUCCCCAGCAGCCUUAAUUUGUUUCGUUAACAUCUGUUCCUUCUUUUUCAGCUCUCCUAGAGUAUUUCUGAGUGUUGUGUUCAUCUAAUCUUAGUAUUCCUUUUAAUUACAAAUUGACCUCACAGCUUGAGGUUUCUUGUGUCCUAUUCUGUGGACUACCUGUGCUCCUUUGCUUCCCCCCACCCCCUCGCAUAAUAACUACAUUAAGAAAUUUUUUUUGGCCUUGAGUUGGCUGGAAAAAAAAUAUAAAAUUCAAAAAAUUAAAAAAAAAAAAGAUUUGCAAAAUGUAAGUGUAGAUCAUUUGAACAAGCAAAAUUAAAGUACCCACUGGGGGAAAUGUGUCUGAAUCUUACUCUUCUGGAUCUGCAGGAUUAGGGCUUGGAAGUAUGUCAAAGAUGCAGGGAGUGUCAAAGUUUAGGAAGAUUGUAGAGCCGAGAGCAAGAAGCAGAAAUGAGUGAGUCAAAGAAGGGAGUCCUAAUAUAUCACCAGAUCUAGGAGGGGAGAGGAGACAGACAGAAGAAAACACCAGAGGCAAGAACUGUAGAAGGCCAGGUUUCUGAGAAUGAAUUGAGUGGGGUGUCCUGAGCAGUUUGGAAAAGGAGCUUUUGAUGAUAUGGUGUAGGUGAGGGCUGGCUGCAUAGGAAGACCUGAGGUUGGAACGGACAUCAGGAAAGCUGAGGGGCAGUGAGGUGUACUACAUGGGAAGAGGACUCUUGAAAUGAGAAUCAGUGUUGAUGUCGGGGUGAACUUUGUGGGUUCAUUACUUGGUGUUACCAUUGUUGGCAGUGGUAGCCCCUUUUCAGAAAGCAACUUGCCGUGAGUCAGGGUAUCCGUUCCAACCUUCAGUUAGUGAAAAGGUAGUAACAAAUGGUAAACAAGAGAAUGAUUGUUUAAACCUAUCUGUGGACACUUAAUGCAGCUGUUUAAAAAUGAUAAUCACGAGUUAUGUAGCAACGUGGAAAUAUAUUUACAGAACAUUAAGUGGAGAAAGCAGGACACAAAAGUAUAUUUAUACUACAGUUAUAACUGUUUAAAAAAUAUAUAUGCUUAUAGUCAAAAGCUGUUGUGGUGUUGUUGUAGGCUUAUAGUUGAGCAUUAUUUUCUUGUAUUUCUUGAAUGUUCUUUAUGGUAGUGUUACUAAAAAGUUUAUGAUCACAUUUUCAUUGUGAACAUAAUUUGAACUCAUUAUCACACACUUGGAAAAUACAGAAAAGUGGAGGAAAAAAAAUCAUAUCCCCACCAUCCAAAGACAUAUACUCUCCUCUAUCUUGUUUAUUCUUGUUUCUGUGCACAGGUUUAUGAUUAUAAAUGUGUCAAAAUGUAUAUUCAAAAUAGCUGUUACGUUACCUUUGUGGAAUUAUGGUUAAAUACUUUCACCUUAAUUUUUUCAAAUGUUCCCUAUAAUAAUGUCCUGAUAACAGUGUAUUAUGUAUGUCUCCAUUGUGUGCAUAAUACAUACCCAGAGGAAAAAUUAGAAAAUAAAGUAAAUUAUUUUAAAAAAUUACCUAUAUUCCCAACACCCAACAACUACUGCUAACAUCUUGAUCUAUUUCCUCCAUCUUGUUUCAGUGCACAAGCUUGUGAUAACAGUGUUAAAUAUGUGUGCAUAAAGUCUAAAAUGAAAAGAUGUGGAAAAUAACUAAAACAGUGUUGUCGUUGUGGGAAUUUGGUUAACUAUUUUGUCUCAAAUUCCUUAUAUAAUCUUUGGUGUUUUGGUAAUAAAUUUUAUGUAUGUAUUUUCCAUUACAAAUAUAAUACAUACUCAUAGAAAACUUUGGAAAUUCAGUAAAGAAAAUUCACUCAUAUUCCCAACACCCAACAACAAUUAACUGUUAACAUCUUGAUCUGUGCACUAGUCUGUGAUUAUUAGGGUGUUAAUGAUAAGUAUGCAUAAAUGUCAAAGAUGGGAAGAAAGAUGGAAAACAAGAAAUAGUUGUGUGGUUGUUGUGGGAUUAUGGUUAUUUUGUUUCGGUUUCCUUGAAAGGUCAUCAUUCUAGUGUUUUGGUAGUCCACCUUUACUACAUAUAUUUCCAUUAUAUAUGAAAUGUGUUCAUUAUAGAAACUUUGAAGUUACAGAAAUGUAGAAGAGAAACUCACCCAUGUUUUCACCAUCCAAAGAGUGUGGUUAACAUCUUGAUACAUUUCCUUCAUCUUGUUUCUGUGCACAGGUUUUUGGUUUGUUAAUAUGGUUGUGGUCAUUCUAUCUAUCUGUAAUAGUGUCAACAAUAAAAAUAAAGUUAAAAAUAAAUAUUU
Messenger RNA from Pongo pygmaeus (Bornean orangutan), 10454 nucleotides. RefSeq names its product paternally-expressed gene 3 protein. The coding region runs from base 2524 to 6918 and encodes 1464 amino acids. The record is from RefSeq and is a predicted model, not a curated record. The transcript is spliced from 11 exons. Gene Ontology annotation, biological process: regulation of DNA-templated transcription. Lineage: Eukaryota; Metazoa; Chordata; Mammalia; Primates; Hominidae.